Molecule: messenger RNA, 3157 nt
Organism: Cucurbita pepo subsp. pepo (vegetable marrow)
Lineage: Eukaryota; Viridiplantae; Streptophyta; Magnoliopsida; Cucurbitales; Cucurbitaceae
Source: RefSeq, a predicted model, not a curated record
UGUCUCCGCAUUCUCUCUGAUGACUACAGCAAUGACGAUUAGAGAUCCGCCGGUGUCGGACUCGCUCACAGUCGAUUCCUUAUUCGAAGAUCAACUCAACUUCUCGACGUUGAUUCAGCCAUGGAGGAGAAAGACGGAGGAGAGGAGAAAUUUUCAUUUGUAUUUUUUAAUUUUUUUUAAAUGACUCGAAUACACUAGCAAACGAACAAACGAAAAAAGGAAUGCAGAAACCUUUUACACUUCAAAAUCUCAAGCCAAUGUGAAUGAAAACGUCAACAAAUCAACAAAUAUACUCAGAUCUACCACGAUGACGCCGACAUUUGGUGAUCUACAACCAUCCGACGGUUCGUAUUCAUCAUUUCGAGCCACUCAACCGGAAUCUGGCCGCUUAAACGUCCAAGUCCAUCGUCAGCGGACACACGACUGGUUCAGUUUUCCAAUAACGCAUUCGGAGAGGUUUGACUUUUGGGAAAAGAUGAACUCCGAUUUGACUCAAUUUGUUUGGAUUCACUGCGACUGUUUUAGCAGCAGCCCUAAUUUCGUAACGUUAGUUUCGAUUUGGAGCGACGAAUGGGGAAUAUCACAGAGAAAUAAGGGCGCGUUUUCGUGGCGGCCAAACAGAGCGGUAUUGUGUGAGCUUGGGACUGGCUAUGAAUUUGUUUAGGAAAAGAAACCCUAGAAGCCGUCGAGUGUGGGGAACAAAAAGGUGGGAAACAGAUUCUGGACUUCAACGCUGAUGGAUUGCUUGAAAAGUUUGACUUGGAAUCUCCCGAGAUGUUAUAUUAUAAAGAAGUUGGACUAUAAAACUCAAUUGAGAGUCUCCACCAUUGCUUGUGAACUAGUUAUCCAUGGACUCAAGGGGCCAUUCCAAUGGUGGAGAACUUGAAACAAAAGAGAUGGACAUUAGAGACCUUUCAUCUUCGCGCAACAAUACUCAGUAUAUUCACAAGGUGGGGGUUCCACCGAAGCAAGGUUUCUUCAACGAAUUUAAAGCAAGAGUGAAAGAGACUUUCUUUGCAGAUGAGCCUCUGCGAACCUUCAAGGAUCAACCGAAGUCCCGAAAGUUGGUCCUGGGAAUUCAGGCUAUCUUCCCGAUAUUUGAAUGGGGGAGGAAUUACAAUCUGACAAAAUUAAGAGGAGAUAUAAUUGCUGGACUCACUAUUGCAAGUCUCUGUAUUCCACAGGAUAUAGGGUAUGCAAAACUUGCUAAUUUGGCUCCCCAGUAUGGUUUAUACUCCAGCUUUGUACCACCACUGGUUUAUGCUUUGAUGGGUAGCUCUAGAGACAUAGCGAUUGGACCAGUGGCUGUUGUUUCUCUCUUGCUGGGAACAAUGCUACAAAAGGAGAUUGAUUACCAUACACAUCCAGAAGCGUAUCUGCGGCUUGCAUUUACAGCUACGUUUUUUGCUGGGAUCACCCAAGCCACUCUAGGGAUGCUAAGGUUGGGUUUUCUGAUUGACUUUCUAUCUCAUGCUGCCAUUGUUGGUUUUAUGGGUGGAGCUGCCAUCACUAUUGCCCUUCAACAACUUAAAGGCUUUCUUGGUAUUAAAAAUUUUACAAAGAAAACAGACAUCAUCUCUGUUAUGCGCUCAGUAUUUGAGGCAGCGCAUCAUGGAUGGAACUGGCAGACGAUAGUCAUUGGAGUAGCUUUUCUAAGUUUUCUUCUAUUAGCCAAGUAUAUUGGAAAGAAGAACAAGAGCCUUUUUUGGGUGCCUGCAAUUGCUCCAUUAAUAUCAGUCAUUCUGUCCACCUUUUUUGUUUACAUUACCCAUGCAGACCAGAAAGGUGUCGCAAUUGUGAAACACAUAGAGAAAGGAAUCAAUCCCUCAUCAGUGAAGCAGAUCUACUUCACUGGUGAGUACCUCCUUAAAGGGUUCAGGAUUGGCGCUGUGGCCGGUAUGAUAGCAUUAACGGAAGCCAUAGCAAUUGGAAGAACAUUUGCUUCCAUGAAGGAUUACCAGCUUGAUGGUAACAAAGAAAUGGUGGCACUAGGAACAAUGAAUGUUAUUGGUUCACUGACUUCCUGCUAUGUGGCAACAGGCUCGUUCUCUCGCUCAGCUGUGAAUUACAUGUCUGGCUGCCAGACUGCAGUCUCAAACAUUGUUAUGUCCUGUGUUGUAUUUCUAACUCUAGAGUUCAUCACUCCCCUUUUCAAGUACACUCCGAAUGCUAUUCUAGCUGCCAUCAUUAUCACUGCUGUGAUCAACUUAAUUGACAUUCAGGCAGCAAUUUUGCUUUGGAAGAUUGAUAAAUUUGAUUUUGUUGCUUGUUUGGGAGCCUUCUUUGGUGUGAUAUUUGCAAAUGUUGAGACAGGCCUCCUAAUUGCUGUCUCUAUAUCAUUUGCUAAGAUACUCUUACAAGUAACCAGGCCACGGGUUGCCAUUCUUGGAAAGAUCCCUAGGACCACAGUAUACAGGAACACCCAACAGUAUCCAGAAGCAACAAGGGUUCCGGGCAUUCUCAUUGUGAGAGUCGACUCUGCAAUUUACUUUUCUAACUCCAAUUACAUCAAAGAGAGGAUAUUGAGAUGGUUGGCAGAUGAGGAAGAGCAAAUAAAGAAGGGUUAUUCAACAAAAACUCAGUUUUUGAUUGUUGAGAUGUCUCCUGUUACUGACAUUGACACUAGCGGAAUUCAUGCCCUGGAAGAGCUAUACAGGAAUCUCCAGAAAAGAGACAUUCAGCUAGUUUUGGCAAACCCCGGGCCUGUAGUGAUUGACAAACUCCAUGCAUCCGAUCUUGCUAAUCUGAUUGGCGAGGACCAUAUCUUUCUAACAGUUGCUGAAGCUGUUUCGUCCUGCUCCCCAAAAUUGGUGGAAGGGGUCUAGUCUAAGAUUUGAAUGCUAGUUCGUCCAGUUAAGUAGUUCAUGAAAUGGAAGAAGAAUGGAGUGAAUACCUGCUCAGCUACAAAGCAGCAGUUUUUUUUUUUUUUAAAUAGAUGCCUGAAGAUUAAUUCAGUACCUGAGUCAGCUUGCAGGGAAAAGAAAAAAUGAACAAAAAAGAAGCGCACAACUAUGUAUUCUCUCAUAAAGCUAAAAGUAAAAGGUGAUGGUUUUUUGUACUUCGGAAAUGUCUCUAAAUAACAUCAUUAUGUAUAUAUCCACACUUAAUGAAGAAGCCUGCUCUUCUGAUCAAUUUUCCCCAGAAGAUUUCCCUUAUA